Messenger RNA from Apis laboriosa (Himalayan honeybee), 4152 nucleotides. Its product is annotated as adenylate cyclase type 10-like. Gene Ontology annotation, cellular component: cytoplasm. Gene Ontology annotation, molecular function: protein binding; adenylate cyclase activity. The coding region runs from base 1 to 4152 and encodes 1383 amino acids. NCBI's taxonomy places the organism in Eukaryota, Metazoa, Arthropoda, Insecta, Hymenoptera, Apidae. The record is from RefSeq and is a predicted model, not a curated record. The transcript is spliced from 24 exons. Gene Ontology annotation, biological process: intracellular signal transduction; cyclic nucleotide biosynthetic process.
AUGGCGACUUUCGUCCCCGACGAGUUGAUAUACGAGAGCGACUUAACUAAGAAAAGUUUCCGCAAAUUCAAGGCUGUAAUAAUGCUGAUCGAUGUGACGCAAUUGUUCAGUUUCUACAGAAGAUUCACAUACGCGGAGAAUGGCGGUAGUUACGGUUUCUUCUCUCUGUUGAACGAUUAUAUGAGCGCCAUAGUGGAAGAAGUAUAUAUUAACCACGGAGACGUGUUGAAAUUUUCUCUGUCUAUCGUAAUCUCCAUGGGAACUGCUGUAUUUUCGGUGAUCGGUGACGACAGGUGUAGAAAUUUUGUAAUAUGUGGUUCGUCGAUCCAGGACAUUAAGUAUACGAGAAGAGUAUGUUUACCAGGCGAUAUCGUGUUGUGCGAGAGCGCUUGGCAAUAUUGUGUCCCCAGUCAUUACGAAUACGUUCUUAAGGAUGCGGACAACGUUAAGAUCAUUAAAGUGCUCGAGGCACCCGAGGAAAUUUUGAUGGUGAAAGACAUAGGGAUCGAGGAGGAUAUCAUAGAACUGGGAAAGUCGCCGUCGCACGUGUCGAUAUUAUCCGAUGUAUCCGUGGAACAAGAGAUCAGAGCUACACAUUUUCGAACAAGAAUUUCCGUAGUGGACGCAUUGCGAAGACGUAUCGGAAUGUAUCUGAGAAGUUACAUGGUGGCAGCGGUAUUAAUGCAGAUCGAUAACGAACAAUCGUUGGCCCAUUUGAUAGAAAUAAGGAAUGUUACUGUUAUUUGCAUCAGUAUAAUUCCUUAUGAUUGUACCGUUUUCGAGUUGAUUUCUUUGACAGAUGAAAUAUAUAAAACUAUUUUAAAUAUAAUUGAAUCGUAUUCCGGAUUAAUGUGCCUCGUAAAUUUAUUCGAAAAAGAUAUAUCUUUUAUCGUUAUAUUCGGACUUAGAGAUUUUAUAAAUAAUAAUCAGAAAAAUAAUGUAAUGAAUGGAGUAUUGUCCGCAUGCCAAAUAUUAAAAGAAGUGAAACACAUAAUUGGUAUUAAAGCAAUUCUCAUUGGCGUUUCGACUGGUUUAGGAUUCUGUGGAAUAAUUGGUCAUAUCGUUAGAAGACAAUUCAUGGUUUUCGGUCAAUGCGUCGACAUGGCUAAUUCUUUGAUGAUGAUUUCGUACGACAAGAUACAUUGCGACUACAACGUUGUUGUAAAAAGUACUUUGAAAAAAGAGAAAUUUCGUCGCCAAGGUAUAAGGACAUUAAGAAAACUUGGAAAAUGUGAAAUUUAUGAGAUCUUAGAUGAGCCAUUAACAACCGAGAUGUUGUCGAGCUUGGAAUAUAAAUAUCCUCUUCUCGGUCGAUUCAACGAAAUAGAGUACUUUAAAGAUCUUUUAGACGAAAUAGGAGUAUCCGAACGACGUUAUUCCGGAUUGGUCAUCGAGGGUAUUGAAAGAUGUGGUAAAUCGAGGAUCCUUGAUGCUUAUGUCACGAUUGUUAAAAGCAGAGAAAUAAAAUUGAUUCAACUUUCUUUGCAUCCAUCUUUUGCAGAGAAAUCUUACUCUGUGAUAUAUCAUAUACUUCUUCAGAUUAUUGGUUAUGUAUGCAUCCUUCUAGAUGAUGUGCACUAUAUGGAUCUGUUUUCCUGGCAAUUUUUAUCCGCUAUUUUGAGCAAUAAACACAUAGUUCUAGCUAUGACAAUGCUGGAACCCGUUUCGUGGGAUACUUUAACCCAAAUCGAAACCGCGAUUAGCCAAGAGAAAAGGUUAAAGAUUAAAUCGUUGAAUUCUUUAAACUCUGAAUAUUUGACAGCAUUUGCCUGUCAAUUUUUAAACGUUAUUGCAAUUCCUGAAACCCUGGAAAGAAUCCUUAGCCAACAUAGUAAAAAUGGGAUUGCUUGGUGCGAAGCGUUCUUAAUGUCAAUUUUGCAAGUGAAUGCAUUAGAAAUUAUCUCGAUAUCUCCACAAGAAGUAAAAAAAUAUAAUCUCGUUUUUCCAAAUCCAUCGUUUUUAUCAAAAAUUCCCGUAUAUUUAACGCCCGAGGAAUUGGCACCACCGUUACAAUGGAUGCAAAUGACUACAUUGACUGUGUGCAUACUGUCAAAAAAGCCGAAAACUCCUAUCGAAGCUAAUCGAGACGUUACAGGCUUGAGAAUCGAUAUAUAUAACAGAAUGAACACGUACGAACAAGAUAUUAUCAAGUGUGCCGCAGCAUUAGGUAAUAUCUUUCAUCGCAGUAUGUUAACUAACGUGAUAACCGUGGCAGAAAUGAUAAGGUUAAGGAUCUUGGAAUGUGCUAUGAUCCAAAGGAAAUAUUAUAUAAAUAUGACGACAUAUCAUGCGUUUAAAAAGCGAAAAACUUUCAGCAACAUGCAUCAUUUGGUGUAUUGCGAUUGCAUUCGGAUCCGCCCAAUAGUAAAAGAAACAUUGCCGAUAUAUGCUGACUGCAGAGUGUUAGAAUUUACGAUACCUUCUUAUCGUAAAUUUUUUUACGAUAUUCUUUCUGCACAGGAAAGAAACGAAUAUCAUAUGAAAGCUAUAAACAUUCUUGAACAAAGUGCAAAAAAAUGUAGUAGUUGUGGAAGAGGUCCAUUUUUAAUGCCUUUGAUAGAGAAAGAAGAGAAAGAUGAAAAUAAUCAUAAAAACUAUGUGCAAAAAAUUUCGGAAAGAUUUGAACGUAGACGAAGUAUCUUUGUAACGAAGGAAGACAUCCGUAAAGACAAACAAAACACUCGCAUAGCUUCCAUUGUACCGACGACGUUUACCGAUGAAAACAUGGAAGAAUUUAUUUCUCGAGAGAUGAUAAAGGAAGAACAAUUGCUUAUUUCUAAAAAAAUCGAAAUGAAUUCUUUCGGUAUUACAUACGAUUUAUUGGACGAAAUAAUGAAAUCUUUCACCUAUAUAGACAAUCGCAGUUGCACAUGCAUGGAAAUAAUAAGUUAUAUUUUCUGGCAGAUUAGUCAACACAUUUAUCAAAUCAAGGAUUCUCAACCAGAAAUGUUUAUAAAGUUCACAAUGGAAUAUAGUGCAGGUUUGAUUCAAACUGCACAAAGCUUGCACGCGAUUAAAUUUCUCAUGAAUAUAAACAAGGAUAUGAAUGAAAAGGAAAAAAAUCAAUUUCAAAAUACUUUCAAAGAACAAUGGUUAAUUUUAAUAGGGGAUGCUUACAUUGCGUAUGGAAAUUAUUCCGAAGCGAAGAAAUAUUAUACCGAGGCUGUUAUAUUGAAGACCGAGAUCCCGCAAAAUAUGAGAACGCUUUGUUAUAAUAUUUUAAUCGAGAAAUUACGAUACACGAUAAAAGGUAUUUUAAACGUUUUCUUUCAAAAUGAUGAAACCUCACAAAAUGACGAGGAGAAGAUAGCAUUAGCUGUCGCUUUGCAACGAUUCUCUAUGAUUUCAAUGGUUUGGAAGAAACAUAUAAACCAAGCUGUCGACUUGUUAUUCGAACUGUAUUACACCUCUGAGGAGGAUACAGAUUAUUCCGCUAUCACAUGGUAUUACGCUCUUUGCUUGGAAUUUUUAUUGGAUGCUUCUAUGAAUUUAGAAAGUUACAAUAGCUGUUACGAAUUUUAUACCUUUAUAAAUACCAAAUUGAAAACUUGCGUAUUGCGAGAUCCAACGAGCCUGUUGCAUCUGAACAAUGCUUUACUUAUCUGGCAAUUAAGAAUGAACGUACCGCUGAAUUACGAACUUGUGAAAGAUGUUAACGAAUAUGUGAAGGAUGUCGUAUCUUACAAUUUCUCACAAUUUUAUUGUUCGAUCAAGGGCCUCGAGUCUUAUUUGUUAAUAUUGUAUCGGCGACUCGAUAUCCCUCACUCGUACGAUCUUUUCGAACGAAUGUAUUACGCCAAAAAGAUCAUCAAGUUUCUUCACAACGUGAGCAUCUAUUUCCCGUUUGUCAAACCGUUUACAUAUUUCCUGGAAUCUUACAUGAGACUUCUCCGUGGCCGAAAAUCUUCGUCGCAAACUUGCAUGACGAAGGCGGAAAAAUACGCUAUCGCUCAAGGAAACAAAAUGGUUAUCGCAUGGAUUGAACAGAACAAAAGGACUUGGGAAGUGGAUUUCUUCAACAACAUGGCUGAAUAUUGGGUGGAAUUCGUGGCGUCCUCGGAAGGUAUCCUAUGGCAAGAGAUCCAUUUGCUCAAGCCGAUCGCUUGGUCUACUAUAUUGUACCCGUAUCCACAUCCCAAGUACAAUUAUUGA